UAUCUCUCUCUCUAUCUCUCUCUAGGAGGAGAAAAUCAACUACUUUUGUGCCUCUUGUUAUUCCGUGUUCUUAAUUCUGAGAGAGAAGGGUUGGUUGGAAUUGGUAUAUGUUUUGCUUUUCUUUCACCAAGUCAUCAACCCCUCUUCUUUUGCCAACGGAAACCUGAAUAAAACCCUUUCAUUUCUAUAUAUACAUAUAUAAUAUCUAUUUUCUAUAUAUUUUCUGAUCCAUAUUCGAGCUGAUUCAAUUACAGCCAUGGCCACGACUGGAAACAAGAGCAUCAACGCCAAAUUGGUGCUUCUGGGGGAUGUUGGAAGUGGAAAAUCUAGUCUGGUGUUGCGUUUUGUCAAAGGGCAAUUUGUUGAAUUUCAGGAAUCAACUAUAGGUGCUGCCUUUUUCUCGCAAACAUUGGCUGUAAAUGAUGCAACUGUGAAGUUCGAAAUAUGGGAUACAGCAGGUCAAGAGAGAUACCACAGCUUAGCGCCAAUGUACUAUAGAGGAGCUGCAGCUGCAAUAGUUGUUUAUGAUAUAACAAAUCAGGUUUCAUUUGAUCGGGCAAAAAAAUGGGUUAUAGAGCUUCAGUCACAAGGUAAUUCAAACAUGGUUGUGGCACUUGCUGGUAAUAAAGCUGAUUUGCUAGAUUCGAGAAAGGUGGCUACGGAGGCAACUGAAGUAUAUGCAAGGGAUAAUGGCCUUCUCUUCAUGGAAACCUCUGCUAAAACUGCAACUAAUGUCAAUGACAUUUUCCAUGAAAUAGCGAAGAAACUACCAAGGGUUCAGCCACAAACCAACCCAUCAGGAAUGGUUCUUAUGGAUAGAUCAACGGAGAGGGCAGCAAGUGCAUCUUGUUGCUCUUAAAGUUCUUUGGCACUUCUCAUCAAUGCUUACAUGUAUAUAUUUUUUUUUAUCUCACUCAAACAUAAGGAUUUAUCCCUACUUUUCCUAAUUUGUGUACUGUUGCCGGAAUUGUACAUAGUUUCUGUUUGUUUCCAAGCAGGGAAUGGUGUGCUUCAAUCUUGCUUUUAAAUAUGUUGUGAUACUUGAACAUUAAGGAAUAAGUGUUCCCAGGAACAUAGCUUGAUGAUUGUACUUUGAA
Molecule: messenger RNA, 1097 nt
Organism: Cornus florida
Lineage: Eukaryota; Viridiplantae; Streptophyta; Magnoliopsida; Cornales; Cornaceae
Product: ras-related protein RABF2b-like
Exons: 7
Coding region: 257-859 (200 amino acids)
Molecular function (GO): GTPase activity; GTP binding
Source: RefSeq, a predicted model, not a curated record